Messenger RNA from Ceraceosorus guamensis, 3451 nucleotides. RefSeq lists its product as hypothetical. Bases 340 to 3072 code for a protein of 910 amino acids. Gene Ontology annotation, biological process: regulation of DNA-templated transcription. Lineage: Eukaryota; Fungi; Basidiomycota; Exobasidiomycetes; Ceraceosorales; Ceraceosoraceae. Gene Ontology annotation, molecular function: sequence-specific DNA binding; DNA-binding transcription factor activity. The record is from RefSeq and is a predicted model, not a curated record. The transcript is spliced from 3 exons.
GUUUUGGCCACCAUCACUGCCUCACUCGACUCGAUUGGCUUCUUCUUGUUGUAUCCGACCAAAUCGUCUUCGGCGCAGAGACCUAUCGAUCUGGACUAGAUUAACCCUGCUCGAGCCUUUCAACUCUGCACGCCAUCAUCGCCUGGCUCUGCAACUUCCUGAACGACUGCAAGUCUAGAAGCGAAUCAACAUCGCUGGAACGUCCGCUUCGAGUCUACGCGUACGUUGACUUGCAAGUCAAACUAGUAUCGUGUUGAUUAAGCUUGUGCUCAACAGUGCUAUCGCAGACAAGGACGAGGCAGGCGCAAGCCUCUAGUUGCGGUCUCCCUCAUAUUCAACAUGGCAGCCUUGCCACCAGCUCAGCGGGCUUCAGCCCGCAGCCCUCAGCGGCAAACAGGCUUCAGGGUUCCCUCACCCAAUCACACAGAUUCGGAUAUGCUGGAUGCAGAGUCCGAGAAGGCUUCAGAGCAGGUGCGAGGCAGACCACAGCCGCUGGCAAUCCCAAGGCCCUCAGCACCCACCUCGAACAUGAAAGGCAGUAUGGAAGAGCCAGGCACUUCCCACACUUCCGAGAUCUCCACUCCUCCCGAUGGCGUGGGACUCGCUCUCGAUCGACGGGAGGUUGCUUCCAACGCGAAGAUCAGCAGCGAAUGGUCCGACAGAGUGCCAGUCACUGCUGCGCAGAGCGUUUCCUCUGCAAGCAGUCUCGAGCCAUCUUCUUGGACGCUGUCAGGCAGUCAGCAGCACUCCCGAACUUUCGGUGCUAUUUCCGGAGCGAAUGCGAACGGCGCCAAGAAUGGUCUGGGUGCUUCGAGCGACGGAAAGCAUAGACUGGCACCGUACCUAUCUACCUCUUUCCGGACCAGUGCUGAGCGGCGCGGCGGAGGCGCCGAGGAGGACGAGAUGGAAGUCGACGAAGGAGAUGACGUCUUUGGGUGGAGCGCUCGCUCUGGGGCCGGUCAGCAUGAUCGCGAUGAAAGACUUUCGUCAGCCCAGCUUGCUCGCGGGGAAUCGCAACAAUCAAUCGCGUCCGCCAGCGGAGGUACCAGCAGAAUUUCAGAGGGCGACGAUGCGGCAGGCGUAUUUAGCUUCAGCAGCCCUCACUUCGGGCCGCGCAGCCUGGAUGCAAAUCCGGAUGCUAUUGGCAGCCAUCGCUCCCCGCCGUCGCCACAGCUGGCAACGAGCUCGAGAGGUGAUCAGCGUCUCAUGUCGCCUGGCUGGGCCGCUACCAAUCUUGCUCGAAUGUCGCUCGGGGGUGCCAGUCAAGGAACGCCUGACCGUGUCUCUACCUCAUUCAUCGAAGCUCCCUAUGAAGCAUCCAUUGGACCCGCCCGCUCUGCGAGAUCCUCCGCAUUUUCGCCUCGACUUGCCCCGAACAACAUUCUCCCAGGUGGGGCCGUGUCUUUGAGCAGCAGCUUGACUCAUGGCCAUGGUCGAAAGUCAAGCACGGGCCGUCGACCGCCGCUCUCCUUCACUUCCACCUCUGGACCUGGCAUCAGCCAUAGCUUCUCGCAUGUCCAUGGUGUUUCCACACCGCCCUCGUCUGCCUCUGCCCAAACCUCGGCACGUGCACUGAGCGCGACUUAUGGCCGGUCUAGAUCACGCUCUCGCCAACGUCCGUCAUUCGGUCAUGGCGCAGAUCAACCUGGAAGUGAGCGUGCCGCCAGCGCCGCACCUUCCCGUGCGCUUGAAGAUGACGACGCUACGGAUGACGAGAUGUUCGAUUUGGACGACAACAACGAAGGCUACGGCGCUGCAAGCCAGGCGACGAUCCGGGGUCGCAGACCGGGCGACGCUCCAGAGGGUCCACCUGGCUUGCCGACCUUGUGGUCUCGACCUGAAUCACACACGCAGCGUGGCAUCUCCCCACAGAGACGACAUCCCGUAACAACCAUGAGCGCCUCUUACGAGAGGGCCGGGGCGCACAUGGCAGCUGGCGCUGGCUCAGGUGGCACAGCUCUUGCGAGGGGGUAUAGCAAUGACAGGCAUCACCCGGGCUAUCCGUCAGGCAGCUUCUCCCUGUCCAGACACCAUCCCUACGCGACCAGUCCUGGUCCCAGCUCCUUUGGCACAUCUCAUGGACAUUCCUCCGCUUAUCCGACCCAGCUUGCAAGCCCCGGACUGACGGGCAUCAGCAGACCUAGCCAGGUGCGAGGAUCCUCUGGCGCUGGAGCUCAUUACGCACCUAGCGUGAACAGCUACACAGCAAGCCCACAUCUGGCAGGGAACACGGCCCUCCCACCGCUCUACAAUUUCACGGAUGGCGACUCGCAUGCAGCGGCACAGCCUUUGGAUGCUGGUCAAAGGGCAGCACAUUCAGCCUCUUCUUCUAGGUCUGUGUUGUCUACGUCCGCAAGUUCACACGAAUCUGGAGCAAGCACUGGAAUGGGGACGAGCCCUGGAAUUGGUAUCGCAGCUCAAAGGAGUGCGCCUCGGAACGUGGCAGCGGCGGGACCACCGCGCGAUCCCUCCGAUGCCCAACACCUUGCAAAGGCGUCGCCUUCGACGAGACUGUCGACCAGUGCCGGAGCUGCGGCUGCUGGUGAGACGCCGGAGAUGGCUGAAGUCACAGCGAUCCGCGAACGACUUGGAGGCGCCGCCAAUUGCUCCGCGUUCAUCUCAAAGCUGUGGUAUCUGAUGUGCAGACCAGAGCUGUAUUCAGCUUAUCUCAGAUGGAGCGAAGCGGGCGAUUCGAUCAUACUCUUUUCCGAUCAAGACAUCGCCAAUGACUUCGCAAGCGACGUCUUGCCCCGACUCUUUAAGCACGGCAAUAACGCGAGCUUCGUGCGGCAACUGAAUCUGUACGGAUUCCAGCGCGUUCCGUCCUCUCGGCUCCUUGAUGGUGUGGAACACAAGGUGGCUAAGCGCCCAGGCGGGCUGAAAGGGGUCUCAAACAUCAGCACAGCACUGCAGUAUUACGGGCCACAUUCCUCCUUUUCACACCCUCGCUUUCUGAGGGACCGGGAGGAUCUGCUGACCAGCAUGAAGCCUCGCAGCAGCAAGAAGCCCAAGAAAAGCAAUGGCAGCAAUGCUUCUGCUGGUGGCGUUGGCGGGGACGACGAUGAAGAAUGAACUCUGGCCUGUCAUCCAGCUCCCUCGAGGCUCUGCUAUGCCCGUUUCGCUGCCCAGUGUUCCGUGCUCUUUGGGCUGCGCUCAGGAUGCCUCGAUUCCGAAGCUCCAUUCGAUUUCCUUCGUCUUUGCCUGGGUGUGUUAGUCCAUCUGCUCGUGUAUCCCGACCGGCGCGCAGCUUCCUCCUUUCGUUUUCUUGCACAACGUCAUUUCUUCCCCAUCAAAGUGGUCGCAUCCUGCAUCCCAAGCUACUCCUCCAAUUGUCUAUUCAACACGAAUGUAAAUGUAUAUCAUAGGCUGGCGCACGCACGAGCGCGUGCAACUCUUGUUUUGAAUCAGGAAUCAGACGAGACAAACCACCUCAGCCGAUUCGCGGACAUCC